This is a messenger RNA of Ochlerotatus camptorhynchus, 1099 nucleotides long. It is a transcript of the gene TBCC, whose product is annotated as Tubulin-binding cofactor C. Gene Ontology annotation, biological process: tubulin complex assembly; post-chaperonin tubulin folding pathway. Gene Ontology annotation, cellular component: cytoplasm. The record is from RefSeq and is a predicted model, not a curated record. Bases 1 to 1056 code for a protein of 351 amino acids. The transcript has a single exon. Gene Ontology annotation, molecular function: tubulin binding. Lineage: Eukaryota; Metazoa; Arthropoda; Insecta; Diptera; Culicidae.
AUGGCAGAAAUUGUAGACCAUAGCGACCACAGCAGUGGUUUCAGUGGAAAGGAAAAAAUUACCGAAAUUCUCAACCGUCGUCACAAGGAACGCGAAAUACAAAUUCAGGCAGCGAAACUCGAACGUCAGAAAGAUGCCGACGAAACCGAAGCUAUCCAGUAUUUUGAGGCAUCCUUCGAGCAAAAGGUCAAACUUAUCAGGGACAGUCUGGACACGGUGUCAAAUAGCGACUCGAAAGCCCAGAUUUUCGCUGAGGUUCAGAACGAAAUUUACGACUUGCAACGCUAUCUGUCGACUUCGACGUUCUUCCUCAGCGAGUACAAGAUCAAAAUUUGCCAAAAUACAAUCAACGAACUUGGCAAAAAAUUGGAUAAUCUGAAAAACGAACUGAUCCCUAAGAAAAAGUUCGGUUUCAAAAGUAAGAAGAUAGUCAAAACCAACCAUGAUGGAAAGGAUACCAUUGAUAAGAUAGGACCAGGGGCAAGCUCGGACGCCGAAGGUGAUCGAAUGAAAUGGACAUUUUCCGGCAGAAAGAACGAGCUUAUUGUACUUCCACGUAAGACAAUUGAUGACCAGACGGUAACAGCGACGGAUUUGACAAAUUGCAUCGUGAGAUUGGAAGGGCAUUCUGGCUCGCUGCAAUUCUCUAAACUAAAGAAUUGUCUAGUCAUCUGUGGACCAACUUCAAGAUCAAUAUUCCUAGAUGAUUGCACAAAUUGCAAAUUCGUUGUCGCUUGUCAGCAACUUCGUUGUCAUCGGUCGAAAAAUUGUGAUUUAUACCUAAAAGUGACAUCCCGAGCUAUCAUCGAAGACUGCAAACAAAUUCAUGUGGCCGAGUACAACAAUGGCUAUGAUGAACUGGAAGACGACCUCACCCACUCCGGCUUGGAUCCCGUUGUAAACAACUGGAAUGAAUUGGACGAUUUUAAUUGGCUCGCCACAGACAAACCCUCUCCGAAUUGGUCUAUCCUCGAACAAGAACAUAACGUUAUCGAUUGGAACAUCUAUCAAAACCAGUUCCAACAAACCUUUGCGCUUUAUAAAACGAUUCAAUAAAAAUGCUUCUUGCUUUGUUUUUACAGUAGUAAUUAUUUAUCGA